Oncorhynchus mykiss (rainbow trout) is the source of this 1649-nucleotide messenger RNA. RefSeq names its product isocitrate dehydrogenase [NAD] subunit gamma, mitochondrial. Gene Ontology annotation, molecular function: NAD binding; magnesium ion binding; oxidoreductase activity, acting on the CH-OH group of donors, NAD or NADP as acceptor. Gene Ontology annotation, biological process: tricarboxylic acid cycle; isocitrate metabolic process. NCBI's taxonomy places the organism in Eukaryota, Metazoa, Chordata, Actinopteri, Salmoniformes, Salmonidae. Gene Ontology annotation, cellular component: mitochondrion. The record is from RefSeq and is a predicted model, not a curated record.
UAUAGUAAACUGAUUUAUGAACAGCUCGAGCUCUAAUGUGGCAAUAUUAUUCCAUAGAAUUGGGAAUUAGAAUACCAGUAAUUAUUAGUAAUUUAAUAAUACAAUAAUGUUAUAAUAGGACCUCUAUCGAUUCUUCUCUCUGUAUCGUGGGCACGAGCAGAUGCGCGUUAACGGCAUUAGUCGGAUUCCGUUAAGAUGGCCGCCUCCAGUGCAGUGAUAUCAAUGUCCAAAAUCAUUCAACCCAUUUGGGGUGGACGGUUGGCAACGACAGCAAAAGUAUUUGGAGCCACAGUGAGCAGUCGCAGAGAGAAGUCAACAGUAGGACAAAUCAUUCCCCCUCCUGCGAAGUAUGGUGGCAGACACACUGUAACUCUGAUACCUGGAGAUGGUAUUGGACCAGAACUGCUCAAUCACGUAAAGGAGCUCUUCAGGUUCAGCUGUGUACCUGUGGACUUUGAGGUCGUGAAUGUCAGCUCAGCUACCGAGGAUGACAUCAACAACGCCAUCACAGCCAUCCGCCGUAACGGAGUGGCCCUCAAAGGUAACAUUGAGACCCUCCACACCCUGCCUGCUUCCCACAAGUCCAGAAACAAUCUCCUCCGCACCAGUCUGGACCUGUAUGCCAACGUCAUGCACUGUAAAUCCCUCCCUGGAGUUCAGACUCGCCACAACAACAUUGACAUCAUGAUCAUCAGGGAGAACACUGAGGGAGAGUACAGCAGUCUGGAGCAUGAGAGUGUAUCAGGGGUGGUGGAGUGUCUCAAGAUCAUCACCCGGACUAACUCCCUGAGAAUUGCUGAGUAUGCCUUUAAAUUGGCCCGGGAGAAAGGUCGCAAGAGGGUCACUGCAGUUCACAAGGCCAACAUCAUGAAGCUGGGAGAUGGUCUGUUCCUGCAGUGCUGUCGAGAGGUGGCUGCUGGAUACCCUGACAUUGCCUUCGAUGCCAUGAUAGUCGACAACACCACCAUGCAGCUAGUGUCUAAGCCCCAGCAGUUUGACGUUAUGGUGAUGCCCAACCUGUAUGGUAAUGUGGUUAGCAAUGUGUGUGCUGGCCUGGUGGGAGGACCAGGGCUGGUGCCAGGGGCCAACUAUGGCCGUGACUAUGCUGUCUUCGAAACGGCCACCAGGAACACAGGGAAGAGUAUUGCUGACAGGAACAUUGCUAACCCCACUGCCAUGCUACUGGCCAGCUGCAUGAUGCUAGAUCACCUCAAGCUCCACGAUUAUGCCACUAUGAUCAGGAAUGCAGUCCUUACGACCAUGAACGAGACUCAGUUGCACACAGCUGACAUCGGGGGGCAGGGCACCACCUCUGAGGUGGUUCAGGCGAUCAUGAGAAACAUCCAGAGCAAGGGGCCUCUCACCAGCGAGCUCUGAACACGCAUUUCGACCACACACAUCAAGUCAAUGCUGUUGGAUAACAUACAAAUCCUUGGUGUGUCUCGUAUAUUUGACCAACUGUGUGCCGUAUGAGAGAGUGGGCGUGUGUUUGUGCAUGUUUAUUUCCAUAGUAAUGCGCCUCCGUUGAGCGGUUCAGUCUUGCCUGUAAACACACACACACCAUGCACACACACACACACCAUGCACACACACACCAUGCACACACACACACACACACACACACCACACACCAUGCACACACACACACC